CAAGAGGCGCUGCGAUCGUUUUGACUUUUUUCGAAUGGCGACAGUUGGCAGCAGUGUGGAAAACAAUAACAGAAGGACACCGCAAGAUAUCCGGGAAAAUAUGCUCUCCAGAACUCAGUGGAUGUCUAAUUUUACUCUUAAACAAUGCCUGAAGACGUCAGGUGCUAGUCUAAUGAGAAUUUCCCCUAAAACACCGAGAAAUUCAGCUGUUCUUCAAGAUGGUGGUUUAAGGUUGUGGUAUGCAACGUCAGCACCAAAAGAGCCCCAAAAAACAUCUCCCAGCGUGGAUUUUGAGAAUAUCGAGGUGCUUCAGAAGCACUCAGAUAAGUGGUGGGAUCCCGUGGGACAAUUCAAGCCACUCCAUACUAUGAAUCACGUUCGCGUACCCUUUAUUCGAGAUGGUUUAGUGGCGACUGGAGCUGCGAAGCAGUCCGGGAAGAAUUCACCUCAAAUUCUCAAGGGAUUGCAUCUGCUGGAGGUCGGAUGUGGCGGAGGAAUCCUGACGGAGGCACUGGCCAGACUUCAUGCUGAUGUUACAGCCAUUGAUCCUUCUGAAGAGCUUAUAAAUGUCGCCCAGGAACACGUGAAUAAGGACAAGGAUCUUUCCCAGCGUGUUACGUACCUUACAGACACGAUAGAGACUCAUGUUUGUACGAAUGCUGGAAAAUACGACGCUGUGAUUCUCUCAGAAGUGAUUGAACAUGUGAAUGAUCAGGAGAACUUCCUGAAGCACUGCAUCGAUUGUACCAAGCCUGGCGGAUCGAUUUUCCUCUCAACCAUCAGCAAAACGUUCCUAUCUUACGCUAUUGGUAUAAUUUUGGUAGAGCAUAUCAUCAAACUCAUCCCGAAAGGGACUCACGAGUGGGAGAAAUUCAUCACACCGCAGGAAACACAGAGAAUCUUCGAGAAAAACAAUUGCUCAGUCAUAACAGUUAACGGAAUCAUGUAUUAUCCGUGGAAGAGCGUUUGGGAGUAUGUGGAGUCACAAGAUUUAACCUACAUUCAGCAUGCGGUGAAACAUUGAGUGGAUUUGCUGCUUUGCCUGAUUCUUUUCCAUUUUUAAACACGGUAAUUUGGCAGUCGUGGAACCGAAAUAAAGGUGAUCAGACGGAAAAACUCGAGAAAAUUCUCUAAAAAUG
Molecule: messenger RNA, 1139 nt
Organism: Phlebotomus argentipes
Lineage: Eukaryota; Metazoa; Arthropoda; Insecta; Diptera; Psychodidae
Product: ubiquinone biosynthesis O-methyltransferase, mitochondrial-like
Exons: 3
Coding region: 35-1024 (329 amino acids)
Biological process (GO): ubiquinone biosynthetic process
Molecular function (GO): 2-methoxy-6-polyprenyl-1,4-benzoquinol methyltransferase activity
Source: RefSeq, a predicted model, not a curated record